CAACAGACAGUUUGACCUGCUUGAAUACGAGACUCUGCCGGUAAUACGCAGACACUCUCUGCCAAAGCACUGUCUACACUGCUUGAUCGUGUGGCUACAACUUUGUGCCGUUCCAGUUACAUAUAGGAUAAAUUGCCUAGGAUCUUGGACAUUUAAAGUUUGUAUUUGCGGUGACAUUUGGGCGUGGAGAAAGUCCCAUCUGGAUCGAUAGUUUCGCAUCAACUGAUAACCGUUGAAUUCAAAGUGCAAUGAUGAGGGGUAGACUAAUUCCUGCUGGGCAGAAAAUCACGUCAUGCGAAGCGUGGGUCUGGUCAUUCGAGUGGCACGAUCAUGAAACACGUUGUGCGUGUUGCUUCCGCGAAUCUGCAAAACUGCGGUCCUGCCAAGGAUGCCGGUUGUAUCGGUACUGUAAUGAGAAUUGCCAGCGCGCUGACUGGAAGAAAGAGCACAAAUCCGAAUGUUCCUUGUUGAAGCGUAUAAAAAACUACAGACAGGAAACAGAAUCACAACAUGAUGUAAAUCGGAUGAAUAUGUCCAAAGACACAGUCUCCGAAAGUGAGAAACAAAUGCCAGCACAGCAAAUUCUCAAGAUUUUUCCGAGCGUUAACUCAAUAACACGACAAAAACUGGAGUUGGUUAGAGAAAAAUUGUUUGAAGGUUUACUGGAAGCCGCGUUUCCCACGGCGGUCGGUGGCCACUCUCUGCUGUCAGAUUCCGAUAUUGCGGACAUCAUAACGAGAAUUGAAUUACAUAAUCAUCUUAUUUAUGAAUACGAUGGAGAUCGUCCUGUUUUCUUUGGAAUGGAAUGCCCUGGUUUCGUUCGAUGGACGGACGCUUUGCUGCACGCUCUGGAUGACAUUCCGGAUUACAGCGGGCUACAAGACGUGCUUUUGUACGAUCUGAAAGACUUCCCCUUCCGAUGGCCAGUGAAAGAACGGAAUAAAAUUUACGCAGAUAGACUGUACGGCGACGUAGAGUGCACGUGUCGUAAAUGUUCGGAUGCAUACGAAGCCAUCAUAAAUCCGCUGAAAUGCGCCACAAAAGGCUGUACAGAACGCAUACCAAGCGAUCACCGCGCGCUGCUGCCCUGUGCACAGUGUUGUGCUGUCAACGAAGUUAAUCUCCGUAAACUCCAAAAGUUUUUACAAAAUCACGAAAAUGACUUCGCCAAUCACCUUGACAUGUGGAACGCACGGGACAGCCAGGCGAUUAUGGUGAAGAAAUUUCCACUGUGGAAGGAACUGGAGAAGGCUGAUAUUCUGCAGCCGGAAGCGCAGCUGCGCUUCGUUCUGGGUUGGGAUGUGGCUCGAACGUGCAGCGAAUCGGGGCGGUACCAGGAAGCAUGGGAACUGUAUCGUGAUAUGAUCGUCUGUGUCCGGAACGUGUCUCCUAAAUACAGCUUCUAUCGGGCGCAGUUUCUUCGCGAAGCGUCAGCGUGUGUAUUAAAUUGGGGAACGGAAUUUAUUGGAGAAAAUAAGGAACAAAAAAAGCGGCUAUUACCGCUGCUCUUGGAUGCUGUUCCUUUAGCGAUCGAAUUAAUGAAAGACGCUCUGGAUACCUAUUCAACAUUAUGCAAGAAGAGUGUUGUGACGGGGAGGAUUGCAUCGUGGUUACUGCUGCAAGAAAAACUUCAGGCCCUUGUUUUAGAAUUUUCAGAAAAAUCUCCCAUGCAAACAGCAAAAUAAGGACCGUGUUGUCAGAGCGGGACUCUCCGCCCUCCAAACUUGCUAUUGCUAUUUCUGGGAAUCUCCACCCCGUACAUUUCCUCGCUGUUUUGACGGAUCUGCACCACAGUUUCACUGGCUGCAGAUUCCGCUUUCCUCAGUUGGUGGUUUUUUGUGUGGCGGCAACAUCGCCAAUGAAGUCGACGUUUCCGGGUUGUUCUGUCGAGGAUAGGCGCGGCGUUCCAUACGACCCCGCGUUAUAGUGUUUUGUGGUCGAAUUCCUUGGCCUCCCAAAUUCUAAUUUGCAAUAUUUUAACAAAAAAACUAUACCAUCCUGGUUUUUUUAACUUUAUUUAUUGAACUUUAUUCCGAUGCGAUA
Paramacrobiotus metropolitanus is the source of this 2043-nucleotide messenger RNA. RefSeq lists its product as uncharacterized. The record is from RefSeq and is a predicted model, not a curated record. Lineage: Eukaryota; Metazoa; Tardigrada; Eutardigrada; Parachela; Macrobiotidae. The transcript has 8 exons. Gene Ontology annotation, cellular component: nucleus. The coding region runs from base 249 to 1685 and encodes 478 amino acids. Gene Ontology annotation, molecular function: protein binding.